AUGCAUGUUUCAAACGACGGGUUGCCAGCCAACUACCAAUGGUUUUCGGAUCAAAUUGCGGGUCAUCAUCCUUCUGUGAUCAAAAACGGAAAACGCGAAAUCGGACUCCUAAAGUCGCCCGGAUCGAAAGAGAUCUUGAAGCCAAAACAGGACGCAGCACGAGGACUCAGAGAGGUAGCCAUUUACCGUACGUUGUCGUCGGAAGUGACAACCACUCUUCCGGAGUUACGCAACGAGUUUUCCGGUGCUCGGAAGGAAGAUGUCACAUGGAUGCGACGACUGACUCCAAAAUACUUCGGUCUUACACAACUCCAUGUUGACGACGAAGAUCAUGAAUUCUUGAUUCUUGAAGACGUCACCGCUGAAUAUAAAUUACCAGCAAUACUUGAUCUGAAAAUGGGCCAGGUUACUUAUGAUCCAUUGGCAUCACCGGAAAAAAUCGAAAAAGAAUCUCGAAAAUAUCCUCCACAAGCCAAUGUCGGAUGCCGGAUUCUUGGCUACCGCAUCCAUAAUGAGGAUGGCGAUGUCGAAGUUCGCGACAAAGAUUGGGGCAAAUCCUUCAAUGAGGAUACUAUCAAAGAUGGGCUAAAAGAAUUCUUUAACGCUCGCCCGGAAUGUGUUUCAAAAGUCGUUGAAGAAGCAAAACAUGCCUUGAAAGAUAUCGAAGCGUUUUUCGAGUCUCAGAGGUCAUUCAUGUUCUUCGCUUCUUCUCUUUUGUUUGUCUACGAGACAUCUCCAGAUCUUCCAAUAAAUCUUCGAAUUGUGAUGAUAGAUUUUUCGCAUGCGUUUGCUUCAAAUGGUAGUCGUGACGAAGGCUACUUGUUCGGAAUCAAGAACCUAUUCAGAUUUCUCAAUGAAAUCCAAAAAAGCCCAUAG
Molecule: messenger RNA, 876 nt
Organism: Caenorhabditis bovis
Lineage: Eukaryota; Metazoa; Nematoda; Chromadorea; Rhabditida; Rhabditidae
Source: the annotation of a GenBank genome assembly